Molecule: messenger RNA, 1659 nt
Organism: Trematomus bernacchii (emerald rockcod)
Lineage: Eukaryota; Metazoa; Chordata; Actinopteri; Perciformes; Nototheniidae
Product: putative nuclease HARBI1
Exons: 4
Coding region: 85-1272 (395 amino acids)
Source: RefSeq, a predicted model, not a curated record
GAAGAAGAAGAAGAAGAAGAAGAAGAAGAAGAAGAAGAAGAAGAAGAAGACUCAUAACUGAUUAGUGAUUUGCGAAGAUCGAAGAUGGAUACGGUUUUGUUGUUAUCUUUUAUCCACCAAUUUUUUGAGAUGGAGGACGAGAUAGAGCGGGAGUAUCGUCGGCAUCUGUCUGCUCGGAGGAGGAGGAUGUUCUGUCGGCGCCUUUGCAGAGGACGACCUGCUCGGGCCCAUCAUUACUGCAUAAUUAAUGCCACCGUGCCAGUCCUCCAGAGGUAUUUUGCAGACGAGGACACCCGCCCUGACUUUCGGCUGGGCAGGGAGGCCAUCCAGCAGCUCCUAGUGGCGCUGAAGACAGAGAGGCAUCAUGGAUGGGGGUCAACUCUGGAGACCCUGGUUUUUUUGUUUUGGAUUGCCAGUGGCUCCGCUUACAGAGUGGUCUCCAGUGUGUUUGAUGUGCCUCUGCCGUCCGUUCACCGCAUUGUCCACAGGAUGGUGGAUGAGGUGGUGGCCGUCUUGCCCCAGUUUGUCCGUCUCCCACGCGUUGAGGACUUGCAGGUGGUUGGUGAGGGUUUUGCCCGGUUGGCUCACCACCAAGCCUUUAGCAAGGCAGCUGGGGCAAUUGACGACUGCCACAUCCGAAUGAAAUGCCCAGGUGGCCCUGAUGGUCAAGACUACUGCAACAGGAAGCUGUUCCCUUCAGUUGUGUUGCAGGCCGUCUGUGACCAUCAGGCACGCUUUAUUGACAUUUUUGUGGGUUACCCAGGAUCCGUGCAUGAUGCAGGGAUUCUUAAGAACAGCCCCAUCUACACUAGGGGGACUUACCCUCCACCAGGGUAUUUCAUCCUAGCUGAUGGUGGCUCCCCAUGUCUACAGGAACCCCUGGCCCUUAUCACACCAUAUAAGAGGCCAGUGAGAGGCAUGGCAGAACAACGGUUUAAUUACCAUCACUCCAGGGGUCACUCAAUCAUUGAGCGGGCCUUUUGGGUGCUGAAAACCCGCUUCAGGAGCAUCUUUUUAGAAGCACUUGAAGUACAUCCUAAGUUUGUCCCCAAGGUUGUGACAGCCUGUGUAAUUUUACACAAUAUAUGUGUCGGGGUUGGGGAUGACCUACCUCCAGAAGAUGCCGCCCUGAAGGAGGACAACCAGCCACCUGCUGCGCAUGAAGGUGGUGGGGAGAGUGAGAGGGGAGCAGCAUGGCGUACGGCCCUUGUCAACGAGGUGUCCGCACUUGCUGUUGCUCCACUGGACUAUGACUAUUUUGCACAGCCUUGAAAAAGUCCUGGAGGAUAAGCAGCCAUAAGAAAAUCAUAAAAUCACCAUCACCAAUUCUGCCUACAGGUGGGAGAUGGACCACCUGGUGACCUGGUGCAGGGACAACCACCUGGAGCUCAACACUCUCAAGACAGUGGAGAUGGUUGUGGACUUUAGGAAGAACGCAGCCCCACCCGCCCCCAUCACUCUGUGUGACUCCCCAGUAACUGCUGUGGAGUCUUUCCGCUUCCUGGGCACCAUCAUCGCCUAGGACCUCAAAUUGGAGCAGAACAUCUGCUCCCUCAUCAAAAAAGCCCAGCAGAGGAUGUUCUUCCUGAGGCAGCUGAAGAAAUUCAACCUGCGAAAGACAAUGAUGGCGAACUUCUACACCUCCAUCAUGGAGUCCAU